AUACACUUGUUUGGUUGUCACGAUUUCUUUCUGGAACACCAAUUUGACUUGGACUUUUGAAUGUGCGACCAUAUAAAUAAUGAGAGCAAUGUAAGAAGUGGCUUUACUUUCUAAGUCAUGGAGUUGUAUCUAGUCCUAGUUCUACUGGCUUUCUCCGAGGCUGGACCAGCAGCCAGACAGCUUGAUAGUUUAACAAAGAGUCGAUAUGAGAAAAUAGAUUAUCCAGGCUGUGGCCAAAGACGUGUUCUUAGUGAUAAUGGUGUCAAUGAAUUAAAUACUAGAAUCGUUGGUGGCUUUGAAUCAGUACCUUAUUCCUGGCCAGGAAUAUGCAGUUUGAGACAGUCGACAUCUUCCACAUCCCACAUGUGUGGUGGUAACCUGGUCAAAAAUUUGGCCGGAGAAUAUUUCUUCAUAACUGCUGCUCACUGCACAACCAACAGACGUGCUAGUGCUUACGUGGCCUACUGUGGUAUCCACGACAGAACAACUGUCGCACAGCCCAACAGAGUUAUUAUCUACUUCUCUGAACUUUACGUCCAUAGUUUGUACAACAGUAACACGUUAGAUUACGACAUCAGUAUAUUCAAAGUCAUGACAGCAUUACCCACUAACAACUAUAUUGAUGCUGUUUGUCUACCUAAUGAAAACUGGAAUGUUGGUGAGAAAGCUAUCGUGGCUGGAUGGGGAACUCUGUCAUCAGGGGGUGUAUCUCCAACAAAACUUAACCAAGUCACCAAACCAAUCAAAUCUAGAGAAACCUGCAGACUUCGUUAUGGCACUAGUGCUAUCACACUACGCAUGCUCUGCGCUGGUCUUCCUGAAGGUGGCAUUGAUUCCUGCCAGGGUGACAGUGGUGGCCCUCUGUACACUUACAGAUUCGGAAGAUGGACACUCACAGGAAUUGUAAGCUGGGGCUAUGGCUGUGCACAGCAAUUGAGACCUGGAGUCUAUACAGAUGUGAUUGAAUUAAAGGAUUGGAUUAAUGGAAUCAUCAACCUUUAAAGAGUUCAUAACAAGUUCCGCCACACUUUUCAAAUGUUCAAUAACAAACAAAUAAAAAAUAAUUCCAUUCUGAA
Biomphalaria glabrata is the source of this 1076-nucleotide messenger RNA. RefSeq names its product trypsin alpha-3-like. Gene Ontology annotation, molecular function: serine-type endopeptidase activity. The transcript has 9 exons. The record is from RefSeq and is a predicted model, not a curated record. The coding region runs from base 118 to 1002 and encodes 294 amino acids. Gene Ontology annotation, biological process: proteolysis. Lineage: Eukaryota; Metazoa; Mollusca; Gastropoda; Planorbidae.